CAAAGCAUUUGGUUAUAUCCUCGCCGAUCUUCCCGGCUAACCAGACGUUUCUAAGUUUUCUUUCACUUCCUCUGAAAAAUCCAGCAAAUCAUAUAAUACAGCUAUUUUCUUUUAUCUCCAUCCUCCUAUUUCUACUCGUCACCCACAUAUUAAUAUUUGUAAUUUCUCGUCUCCUAUGAUCUUCAUGCUUUGAUUUGCCAACAUAACCAGAGAAUCUAUGAUGAAUGACCUAUAUGGGUCAAUCGUCACUAGAUUCUCCAACUUUCUCUGACACGGUUAUCUCGCUUUCGGUCUGAAGAUCCCAUAUCAUCUUUCUCUUUACGUGUUUUUGGUAUGACUCGUAGUCACGUGAUAUUGGUAUCGGAAGAAAGAAGCUUUCCGUCCAUGACAACGAAGAUGAGCAAACACGGGGAGAGGAGGAAGGUGGGAGAAGUAGCGGGAGGAGCGGCGGCGGAGUGCGCGGCGGUGUGCUGCUGCUGUCCUCUCACCGUGGUUAAUUUGGUUGUUUUGGCUGUUUACAAGGUUCCGGCGGCUGUUUGUAAGAAAGCGUGGAAACGUAGCAAACGGCGACGUCUCAUGAUAAAACGACACGGUUUGCUUGCAUCGUCAGCGGCUGCGAAAGGGAGCGAGAGCACCGUGCAUGCGAGAUUGAAGGAAGAAGAUCUAACAGCCGAGAUUGUUGUUCUUGAGAAACACGAAGCGAAAUGCGAAUCGGACGAUGUUCUCGUGCUUGAGGAUGACAUAUUGGAACAUUUUUAUGGGGCAGGUUUUUGGAGGAGCCCGUCACAGAGGGAUACGUCAUUGGGAAAUUUUUAAAAUUCUGCCAAGUUUGUGAGAGAAUAAUAGUAUUUUUAAUUUAUAUAUACAGUAUUUGACUUCGAUAAUUAUGUGGGUAUGUGAAUAGA
Messenger RNA from Raphanus sativus (radish), 905 nucleotides. RefSeq lists its product as uncharacterized. The transcript has a single exon. Bases 334 to 816 code for a protein of 160 amino acids. NCBI's taxonomy places the organism in Eukaryota, Viridiplantae, Streptophyta, Magnoliopsida, Brassicales, Brassicaceae. The record is from RefSeq and is a predicted model, not a curated record.